AUGCCAAUUUCUUUUGUGUCAGUUCCUAAAAUCCUGUUAAACAAACCUUGUCAACCAGAGGAGGCAUGUCUGGAUCCCAAUGCUUCUUGUCUCAGUGGCUUGUGCGUCUGCAAUGAAGACAACUUUUAUGACAAAAAUGAGACCUGUGUGCCAAAGCUGCCAGUAGGUGGAGCCUGUGUGGCUGGCACAGAUAUCUGCUUGGAUUCUAAUGCAGCAUGUGGUCUCUCAAACAUGUGUGAGUGCAAGAAGGAGUUCUAUGUGAAAAAUGGAGAAUGUGUACCCUUGCUCGGUUUGGGCAGUUCUUGUGUCCAGGGAGCUGACCAGUGUGAAGAUCAUAAUGCCAAGUGUGUGUCAGGCACAUGUCAGUGUGUGGGGGCAUACUAUAAUAAAGACAGUGCAUGUGUCCUCAAGCUUGAGCUGAAGUCUAAGUGUGACCUGAGGGUUGAUGAGUGCAGUGAUGAAAACUCAGCAUGUGUUCAGGGCACCUGCUCCUGUAACCCAGACUAUUUUGAGAAGGAGAAUAAAUGUGAGUCUAAAGUACUGAUAGAUGAAAGCUGUACAAGAAGAGAAGAGUGCCUUGACCCAGUAGCACUGUGUGAGAAUGGGAAGUGUAGCUGUAGAGCCACACAUUACAAAAACAGGGACAGUACUUGUGUUUUAAAGAAGCUUCACGAGGAGUCCUGCAGUUCGGAAGAUGAAUGUGCAGAUGAGAAUGCUGUCUGCAAUCAACAGUGUAGGUGCAAAGAAGACUUCCAUUUCUUUGAAAACAAGUGUGUUCCCCACUUUGGCCUUGGUGCUCCCUGCGUUACCAAGGCCCAGUGUGCAGACCCCAAUGCAGCGUGUGAUGAUAUCUGCCGGUGCCAGGAGGAGUAUUUUGAACUUGAGGGAGAGUGUGAAAAGAAAGUUCCUUUGAAUGAGCCAUGUCCAGGUCCAACCUACCUGUGCAUGGACAGUAGUGCAAAGUGCCAAGAUGGCCACUGCCUCUGCCUGGAUACACACUAUGAGAAAAACUCUGCCUGUGAAUUAAAGCGCUCCCUGGCGGCCACGUGUGACCCUGGACUGGACGUUUGUAAAGAUGUUAAUGCCGUGUGUGAUCAGCAGGACAAUAUGUGCAGCUGCACUGAGGACUAUCAUUCAAAGUCUGGCCACUGUGAACCAAAUAUUUUAACCACAUUUAACUGCACAUUUGGAUCAGAAGAUGUGUGUGCAGAUCCGAAUGCUGAGUGCGCGGAGAGUGGAACAUGUGAAUGCAAACAGGAAUUUUAUUACGAACAGGAGAUGUGCAACCCCAGGGGUUUCCUGGACACCCCGUGUCUACCUGGUGCCCAGUGUGUGGCAGCUUUCACAGAGUGUGUCCUGGUGCAGUGUGUCUGUGACUCUGAACAUUAUAAGAAGAAUGAUAAAUGUGUGGAGAAAUUGGGACUGUCAGUGUCCUGUGGGCAGGAGGAUGUGUGUGCAGACCCCAGUGCCAGGUGUAUCAAUUCUACCUGUAUCUGCACUCAGUCCUUCUACCAGGACGAGGAGGAACAUAUGUGUAAGCUGCGUGGCCUGGUCCUGAAGCCAUGUCUGCCUGGUGACCGCUGCUCGGCUGACCACACUGUCUGCCAAGAUGACCGCUGUCUGUGUGAGGAUGACUUCUUUCCCAAACAAGGACAAUGUUGUAAGGAGACUGAAUAUUUAGAUGAUAUCAAGGAACAUGAAAUGUUGAAACCUUCACCUGGAGAGCGCUGUCUUCCAGAUGAUGUGUGUAGAGACGUGCAUUCCACGUGCUCUGGCAGUGAAUGCACGUGUAUAGAGUACUUCCAUCUCGUAGAUGGGCACUGUGUACUAGGAGGUAUCCUGGGUUUGCUGUGUCUUGGUGGAGAGUGUACUGAUGAUCACAGUGUCUGUGUGGAUGGUGUGUGCCAGUGUCAGGAUACACACUACCUGGAACAGGACAGAUGUGUUCCCAAGCUGGCACUAGGAGAGCAGUGUCCAGAUCUCCCUACUGAUCUACAUCCCUGUGCUGAUCUACAUGCUAGGUGUACCAAUGGCAGCUGUCAGUGCUCUGAUGACUUCUUUCCAAACAAUUCUACCUGUGUCCUCAAAGGAGGGCUGGGUCGCCCCUGUAGAGUUAACGGACAGUGUGAUGACAGAUUUGCUGAAUGUCUCCAGGGAACAUGUGUCUGUGUAGAAACACACUUUGAGAAGAGUGACACAUGUGAUCGUAAGAAGAAGCUGUACAGUGCAUGUGUUGAAGGAGAUGUUUGUGAUGAUGAAAAUGCAGAGUGCCAGCAACAGCGGUGUGUAUGUAAACAAGAUUUCUUCCCAAAUGCCCAAGAUGUUUGCACAUCCAAUGGACAAGUUUUGACUCCAUGUCUGCAAGGAGAACGCUGCCUGGUGACCAACUCUGUAUGCGACAGGGGAGUCUGUAUUUGUGACUCUGGGUAUUUUGUCAAGAAUGCUCUCUGUGUUCCCCAUGUAUCGUACAACAGCCAGUGUGAUCAGGAAGAUAUAUGUGAGGGGGACAACGUGGUCUGUCGGGGGUCAGAGGACUCUGACAUCAGAAUGUGUCAGUGUAGACACAACUAUCACAGGCAGGGAGACAGAUGUGUACCCCUGGGUGAGUUGGGUAGAACAUGUCUCCCUGGGGACAGGUGUAGUGACCCCAGUGCUGAGUGUGUUAACAACCAGUGCCAGUGCCAGGGGGACCAUUUUGUUAAACAUGGGGUCUGUGUCCCCAAGGUGCCCCUGUCAUCGACAUGUCUGCAAGGAGACCAGUGUCUGGACGGGAAUGCAGAGUGUAGAGAGGAUGCCUGUAGAUGUAGAAAUGGUUACUAUGAACAGGGAGGCAGAUGCAAGGCCAAAGGCAAGCUGAACACCCCUUGUGAUGAUGGAAACUCUUGCAAGGAUCCAAAUACUUUUUGUAGCAAUGGAAUAUGCCUCUGUAGUGAAAACUAUUAUGAAAAACAAAAUCUCUGCAUUCCUAAGAAAACGCUGGAUGCCUUCUGCACUCCUGCUGAUAAAUGUGAAGACCCUCAAGCUAAAUGCAGUGAAGCCACUCGGAGUUGUGAGUGUGAGGAAGGUUUCUCCAAGGAUCUUCAGCUGGAUGCAUGUGUCUCAGUGUCAUAUGAAGGCGCAGCAGGUGGACGUUGCCUGCCCUCUGGUGGUGAGGACUGUGCAGAUGUCAAUGCACAUUGCACAAGUGUUGGACUGUGCCAUUGCAUUCUGGGAUAUGUGGCUCAUGAUGGAAAAUGUGUGCCCAAGAGGAGCAUAGGUUCCAUUUGUAAUUCAAGCCUCACCUGCCAGGACAGCAAUGCUGAGUGCAGAAAUGGUGUUUGUGUCUGCUCAGAUAUGUUCUUUGAAGACAGAGGGAAAUGUGAAACAGCCUACUUUUAA
This is a messenger RNA of Lingula anatina, 3378 nucleotides long. RefSeq lists its product as uncharacterized. Lineage: Eukaryota; Metazoa; Brachiopoda; Lingulata; Lingulida; Lingulidae. The record is from RefSeq and is a predicted model, not a curated record.